AAUACCCCUAAAUUGAACAUAACCACAUUGUUACAUUUCCCCGGUCAAGUGGGAAUUUGAUUCACUCCUCUUUCCUCUUUUAUCACACUUGCUCCUUUUAUCACAAAGUUUCACCAUCUCCAAAUUAUUUUAUAAUUUUGGUUUUUUUCGAAUUUUUGUUAUUUAAAAUGCAAGAAGGGGGUGAGUGGUCAGAUGACUCCGACUUUAUUCAGUCGAGAGCAUCCAAGGAAGUCAGUGGUCCUUCCAAGAUAAAGAAACGUCAAAGGAGAAAGAGGAAGAGAACCCCACGUCGGAAGAGGACCUUCACCCCUUCACCCACUCCCAUACCUGAGAUGGUGGAAAACGUCGACAACGAGGAGGUCCCUCCUCCUACUGUUUCCGACGAGGUAUUGGAGGAGGAAGUCGCUGCCUGUGAGACAGAGUCAACUGGGGUCGUCACCGUCGAGACAAACCCACUUCCGUUGGACUCUGGAGGGCAAGAAACUGUCCCUAAACGGCCACGACCGACGUUUGACGAGUUUGAAGAGACAGAAGACGGAAAUAAUAAAGAGAACACAGCCAAGGUCUGCUUGUCCUCUCCAGAGGCCAUCGUGAUGGUGAAAGGAGGACGAAAGAAAAAGGACCAGCCCGGAAGCAGUCGGGAAUUAGAGCACGAAGAGGACGAUACUACUUCUGCACAACCCUUGAAGGUGGAGACAGCUAAGCAUCCUCUGGCUCCAAUUGGCUAUCUAAACCCCCCUGACACGAAGGAUAAGAAGACGAGAGAAUCCGUCACGGCAAGAAGUGUAGCCAGAGAGGACGAAAAAUUUCAACCGGUCGAGUGGUCCUACGUUCCGGAAGUGGAGGGGAUGCAGGAGGUGAAGAGCCACUGGAGGGAUGGAAGGGGAAUUCAGCCUCGACCUGUAGGUGAUUUGGAGCAAGAGUUCCAAAUUAAGUACAGUGGGUCAACUGACAAUAAAGCUGGUAAACAAUAAAUAGGUAGAGCAUCCGAUUU
Messenger RNA from Folsomia candida, 994 nucleotides. RefSeq lists its product as uncharacterized. Lineage: Eukaryota; Metazoa; Arthropoda; Collembola; Entomobryomorpha; Isotomidae. The record is from RefSeq and is a predicted model, not a curated record. The coding region runs from base 168 to 974 and encodes 268 amino acids. The transcript is spliced from 5 exons.